UCUCUAUCCCUAUUCCAAGCCCAACCGAUGCGUACCACCAACAGUCCAUCAGAAGCCUCCGCAGCCCACCUGUCUCUCGGAUAGGUUGACAGGAUUCCUUCUCUGACCACUUUCGUUUAUUAUUCCAUCUAUAGAGAGACGAAGGGGAAGAGGAGUCCUGAACUACAACAAUGAGGGCUCUCAAACUUCUUCUCCUUGAUCUCUUGCUUCUUCUUCUGUUGCUGCCCUCCUCAUCACCUUCUUCUACUCCUCCGUUUGGGAAAGCGGCAGUGAAGGAACUGCUGAAAAGGCUGGACAGCAAGAGAGCUUCUCCUUCAAUUCAGGAGGCCGCCGCCCGGGGAGUUCUCAAGAGACUGCUCCCCACCCACCUCUCCAGCUUCCGCUUCGAGAUCGCCCCCAAGGGCAUUUGUGAGGAAUUCGGUUGCUUUCGGAUAAGCAAUAUCGACAAUUCAAGUUACGGUGGACCGGAGAUAUUAAUUCAGGGUACUACGGCAGUUGAGAUUUCAUCUGGCCUUCACUGGUAUCUAAAGUACUGGUGUGGGACUCACAUUUCAUGGGAUAAGACUGGUGGCAAUCAAGUUGCUUCAGUUCCGCCACCUGGGUCGCUUCCAAGGGUAGAGGGCCAAGGGGUGAAAGUUGAACGCCCUGUUCCAUGGAAUUAUUACCAAAAUGUUGUGACUUCCAGCUACUCUUUUGUAUGGUGGGAUUGGAAAAGAUGGGAGAAAGAAAUUGACUGGAUGGCUCUUCAAGGGGUGAACUUGCCUUUGGCAUUUACAGGGCAAGAAGCCAUAUGGCAAAAGGUUUUCCAGGAUUUUAAUGUUAGCAGUAAAGAUUUGAAUGAUUUUUUUGGUGGGCCAGCCUUUCUGGCUUGGGCUCGAAUGGGAAACCUACACGGGUGGGGUGGACCACUUACACAAAAUUGGUUGGACCAACAACUGAGACUACAAAAACACAUCCUAUCUCGUAUGAUUGAGCUUGGAAUGACUCCCGUGUUACCAUCAUUCUCUGGGAAUGUGCCGGCUGUAUUCAGAAAGAUAUUUCCAACAGCAAAUAUAACCAGACUUGGAGAUUGGAACACUGUAAAUGGUAAUCCCCGCUGGUGCUGUACAUAUCUUCUUGAUCCAUCAGAUACUUUAUUUGUUGAAGUGGGGGAGGCAUUUAUUAAACAGCAAGUGGAAGAAUAUGGAGAUAUAACUGACAUCUACAAUUGUGACACAUUCAAUGAAAAUUCCCCACCUACAAAUGAUCCGACAUAUAUCUCAUCUCUUGGAGCUGCUAUUUACAAGGCCAUGUCGAAAGGUGACAAGGAUGCUAUAUGGUUGAUGCAGGGUUGGCUAUUCUCAUCAGAUGCAGCAUUUUGGAAGCCACCUCAAAUGAGAGCACUUCUGCACUCAGUUCCCAUAGGAAAGAUGAUAGUGCUGGAUUUAUUUGCCGACGUCAAACCCAUAUGGAAAACAUCCUCCCAGUUCUAUGGUGUUCCAUAUAUCUGGUGCAUGUUACACAACUUUGGUGGAAACAUUGAAAUGUAUGGCAUGCUAGAUGCGAUUUCAUCAGGUCCUAUUGAUGCUCGUGACAGCCAAAAUUCAACUAUGGUCGGUGUUGGCUUGUGCAUGGAAGGAAUAGAACAGAAUCCAGUUGUCUAUGAGCUUAUGUCUGAAAUGGCAUUUCGGAAUCAGAAAAUUCAACCUGAGGCCUGGUUAAAGAGCUACUCUUAUAGGCGUUAUGGUCAAGCAAUACCCCAAAUUGAAGCAGCAUGGACAAUUUUAUAUCACACAAUAUACAAUUGCACAGAUGGAAUUGCGGACCAUAACAAAGACUACAUAGUUCAGUUCCCCGACUCCAGUCCAUUUCUAACGGAUUCUCAACUUUCUAAAGAAGGAUGGAUACAAAAGCUCCCAACGUUGGAGCAAAACCAUAGAUUCUCCUUCAGGGAGACCAAUGCUAAUGUGCCACAGCCACAUUUAUGGUAUUCAAACAAAGAAGCAAUCAAGGCCCUCAAGUUAUUUCUUAUUGCAGGAAAUGAUCUUGUGGGAAGUCUUACAUAUAGAUAUGAUCUUGUUGACCUUACAAGGCAAGUACUAUCAAAAUUAGCAAAUCAGGUAUAUUUAGAUGUGAUGAUCGCCUACCACAGCAAUAAUGCCAGUGCAGUAACUCUUUAUAGCCACAAAUUUUUGGAGCUCAUUGAGGAUAUUGACACACUUCUGGCUUCUGACGACAAUUUUCUACUGGGAACAUGGUUAGAAAGUGCGAAAAAUCUAUCAGUAAAUAAGAAUGAAAGAAGGCAGUAUGAGUGGAAUGCAAGAACCCAAGUGACAAUGUGGUAUGAUAACACAAAGACCAAUCAGAGUAAACUUCAUGACUAUGCUAACAAAUUUUGGAGCGGGCUAUUGAAGGGCUAUUACCUGCCGAGAGCUUCAACUUAUUUCAGUUAUGUAUCAAGAAGUUUGGAAGAGAAUGGCAACUUUCCAUUAGAGGAAUGGAGGAAGGAUUGGAUAUCUUAUUCUAACAAUUGGCAGGCAGGCACCGAAGUCUACUCAGUUAAAGCAGUUGGUGAUGCUUUGGCCAUUUCUAAAUCCUUGGCAGCAAAAUAUCUAAGCUGAUCCCUGGAGGGCUUUUAAAUUAGCUGACUUGCAGUCUCACUGCUUCACUUGCUAUUUCCAAUUUAUUGUCUUAAAAUGCAAGACUUACAUUUUGUAAAAGACAUUGUAAUUUUCUUUUGAUUAAGAUCCUCCUCAGAGAAUAAAUUUCAUGUUGGUGUAAUUGACGGGUUAUGUUAACUUUAGAUGGUUUGGGCCUGUAUUGUUUAUCAUAAAGUUAUGAAUGUCAAAUAUUGAAAACUCAAAUUUCUGGUGA
Messenger RNA from Elaeis guineensis (African oil palm), 2853 nucleotides. Its product is annotated as alpha-N-acetylglucosaminidase. The record is from RefSeq and is a predicted model, not a curated record. NCBI's taxonomy places the organism in Eukaryota, Viridiplantae, Streptophyta, Magnoliopsida, Arecales, Arecaceae.